This is a messenger RNA of Rosa rugosa (rugosa rose), 5900 nucleotides long. Its product is annotated as formin-like protein 20. The record is from RefSeq and is a predicted model, not a curated record. The coding region runs from base 412 to 5031 and encodes 1539 amino acids. Lineage: Eukaryota; Viridiplantae; Streptophyta; Magnoliopsida; Rosales; Rosaceae. The transcript has 17 exons.
CUAACAGAAAUCCAAAGCAAACAAAAAAAUUUAAAUCGGAAAAGAAAAGAGAGACGAAAAAGAAAGCGAGAGUUGCAGACAAGGAGGUGGUCCGGUCUAUUAGUUUUCUCCUUUUCAGUCCACUACGCUUCUCUCUCAUCUCUCUCUCUUUCUCUCUCUAAAAUUCCCAAUCCUCUCUCGUAUUCUUCCAAUUCCCAAACCCUCACUGCCACACUCGUCAUCGGAAAUUUGGAUUUCCGUUUUUUUUGGAUUUUGUGAAUUGGCGAAUUUUCGGCUACGUUUCGCCAGCGAGGUUUGGGCCAAUCGAGAUCUGGCUAGGAGCUUGGAAGGGAUCGUAAAUUGUGAUCCAAUUGGAGCUUCGUUGAAUUACCGUUUUGGAUCCGAUCGUGGAAGAAACAGCGCCACCGGCCGAUGGCGCUGUUCCGAAGGUUCUUUUAUCGGAAGCCGCCGGAUCGGCUUCUAGAGAUUUCUGAACGGGUCUACGUUUUUGACUGCUGCUUCUCCACCGAUGUGUUGGAAGAAGAUGAGUACAAAGUGUACUUGGGUGGCAUUGUAGCCCAGCUACAGGACUACUUCCCUGAUGCUUCUUUCAUGGUGUUUAACUUUAGAGAAGGGGAGAGACGGAGCCAAAUUUCAGACGUAUUGUCCCAGUAUGACAUGACAGUUAUGGAUUACCCUCGGCAAUAUGAGAGUUGCCCAUUGCUGCCACUGGAGAUGAUUCAUCACUUUCUUCGAUCAAGUGAAAGUUGGUUGUCAUUGGAGGGGCAACAGAAUGUACUGCUGAUGCAUUGUGAAAGAGGAGGAUGGCCUGUGCUUGCCUUUAUGCUUGCAGGUCUUUUGCUAUACCGUAAAAAUUACACCGGGGAGCAGAAGACUCUUGAUAUGGUUUACAAGCAGGCUCCUAAACAGCUUCUCCAUCUGUUGACUCCUUUAAACCCACAACCCUCGCAGCUAAGAUAUCUUCAGUACAUUUCACGAAGAAAUCUGGGUGCUGAUUGGCCUCCAUCAGAUACACCUCUAUUUUUGGAUUGUCUGAUACUUAGAAACCUUCCACUUUUUGAUGACGGAAAAGGUUGCAGGCCCUUCAUACGAGUUUAUGGUCAAGACCCUUCAACACCGGCUAACAGAAGUUCUAAGCUUCUCUUUUCAAAUUUAAAGACUAAAAACAAUACUCACCACUAUGUACAGGCAGAGUGUAUGCUGGUGAAAAUGGAUAUCCGUUGUCGUGUUCGAGGGGAUGUGGUAGUCGAGUGUAUCCACCUGGAUGAAGAUCUGGUUCAUGAGGAGAUGAUGUUCAGGGUUAUGUUUCACACAGCAUUUGUACGGUCAAAUAUAUUGAUGCUCAACCGUGACGAUAUUGAUAUUCUUUGGGAUGCCAAAGAACAGUUCUCAAAGGACUUCAGAUCGGAGGUACUUUUUUUGGACGCUGAUGCUGUUGUGCCUAAUCUCACCACAGUUGUGGCAAGUGAUGAUGGAAAUGAGACAGGGACUGCUUCACCUGAGGAAUUUUAUGAGGUGGAAGAAAUCUUCAGCAAUGCCAUAGAUGGGCAGGAACUGAAGUUGGCAUUUGAUACUGCACUGGUUCACAACAAUGCACCUGAAAAUAUAGAUCAGAAAGAAGUCUGGAAGGAGGAUUUAGAGCCUCACUCAUUCCAAGACUGUGCGUCAGAUGAUGGGAACCACAAAAAGGACAGAAAUGUGGAUUCUACAACUGAUGCGGUGAAGGACAUUGCUGUGGAUGAUGUGAAAUACAAGCUGGAAGAGGUGGAUUCCAAUCUGGACGCAGUGAAAGACAUUGCUGUGGAUGAUGGGGAUACAAACUCGAAUUUCAUCUUAAUUUCUGCUGAUAUUCCAAGUCAUGAAGGAACUAAGGAAGUGGCAGAAGAGGUGUGUGAAAAUUUGGAAGAGAUGAAAGAUAUAACUGAUGGAGAAGACACUUCUACUCAGAAGCUAGAGACCAAGCUCAUACAAGAAAAACUGAAUGCCGAGGUCUCUAGACAAAAAUCUGAGAAAUUGCAGCCGCCUACUUCUAAGCCUGUAUUGAACACAAAAACAGGUUCAGAAACAACGCUUACAAAACAGAAGGCUAAACAGCAAGAAACUCAGGGCCCUUCAGCAAGAGUAGCAAAACCAAAUGCUGUAUCUAGGUGGAUUCCUCCUAACAAAGGCUCGCAUACUAAUUCAAUGCACGUUUCAUAUCCACCGUCAAGAUAUAACAGUGCACCAGCUGCUUUUGCCAAUAAUACUUCUUCAAAAGAUACAAAUGCAAACCCCAAAUUGAAGGCUUCUGCUGUUAAUACUGCAUCCGGAACUGCACCAAGGGAUGCGGCAAGUAAACUGAAAAAUAGUAAUGUUGAUCCUUUAAAGCAUUCAGAAUCAGCACCAGACACACUUGCAUCCUGCCUGCCAUCAACAGUUCCUCCAAAUCAAGAGACACAUGCUUCUUCUCUUUCUACGCCACAUAUUAGCCCACAGCAAGUAGUGGCCGUUCCACCUCCUCCUCCUCCUCCACCUCAUGAGUCUUUCUCACCAGCUACCCCAUCUUUGCAGGUAGCUGCACCAGCAACUACUCCAUCACCUCCUCCUCCUCCUCCUCCACCACCUCCUUUACUAAGUAGUAAUGUGGUGUCGUUAAAGCCCCCUUCUCCUCCCCCACCACCUCCGCCUCCACCUACUAGUGGGCAGGAUACUGUUAUACCUGUGCCCCCUAUAAUUCCACCUCCUCCUCCUCCCUCUGUUAAAGCUAGUGGCAAAAAUGGUGGCCCCAUAUUGCCUUCACAACUUCCAUCAUCCCUUUGGAAGGUUGGGUACUCUACAGCCUCCCGGGGUUUGGUGGGAAGUACUCAACCAGCUCCCCUGCCUCCUGCACCUCCUUCUGUUCAGGAUGCUUUAAGUGCAUUGAAACUUAGUGUUGGGAUCCCUGCACCACCACCACCACCUCCCACACAUGGAGCUCCACCACCACCACCACCCCCACCUCUUUCACGUGGAGCUCCAUCUCCACCACCACCGCCGCCACCGCCUCCAAUGCAAGGAACUAUACCUCCACCACCUCCACCUCCCUUACAUGGAGCUCCGCCUCCCCCACCCCCUCCUCCUCCGUAUGCAGCUCAACCACCAUGUUUAGUGCAAGGUGCUCCAUCUCCACCUCCUCCACCACCACUUCCAGGAGCUCCACCUCCACCACCACCUCCUCCUCCUUCGUAUGGGGCUCAGCCACCACGUGUAGUGCAAGGUGCACCAUCUCCACCUCCUCCGCCACCACCUCCAAUGCAUGGUGCCCCACCUCCGCCACCACCACCUCCAAUGCAUGGUGCCCCACCUCCGCCACCACCUCCAAUGUAUGGUGCCCCACCUCCUCCACCACCUCCAAUGUAUGGUGCCCCACCUCCUCCACCCCCUCCAAUGUACGGUGCCCCACCUCCUCCACCCCCUCCAAUGUAUGGUGCCCCACCUCCUCCACCUCCUCCAAUGCGUGGGGCGCCACCUCCUCCUGGGGCGCCACCUCCUCCUCCUCCACCUCCUGGUGGAGGUCGGGCACCCCCACCUCCCCCGCCACCUGGUGGAAGUCGAGCACCCCCACCUCCCCCGCCACCUGGUGGAAGUCGAGCUCCCCCACCUCCCCCACCACCUGGUGGAGGUCAAGCGCCCCCACCUCCACCACCUCCAGGAGCUCGUGGUCCUGGACCUCCAGGUGGUGGUCCACCACCACCACCUCCAUUGGGUGCCAAAGUUAAUGAUGCAAGAGGCCUUUCUUCUGGAAGAGGGCGUGGAUUUCCACGUCCAGGGAUGGGCCCCUCUGCUACAGCGCCUCGAAGGUCCUCAUUAAAACCACUACAUUGGAGCAAGGUGACAAGGGCAUUGCAAGGAAGCUUAUGGGAAGAACUGCAAAGACAUGGAGGAAAUCAAAUUGCGCCUGAAUUUGAUGUGUCAGAGAUAGAGAGCCUUUUCUCUGCAACAGUUCCAAAACCUGCUAACAAAUCUGGAGACCGACGCAAGUCUGCUGGAUCCAAACCUGACAAAGUCCACUUGAUCGACCUGAGAAGGGCAAACAACACUGAAAUUAUGCUCACAAAAGUUAAGAUGCCGCUUCCUGAUAUGAUGGCUGCUGUUUUAGCAAUGGAUGAGUCGGUAUUAGAUUCUGACCAGGUGGAAAAUCUAAUUAAGUUUUGUCCUACUAAAGAGGAAAUGGAACUUCUCAAGAACUAUACUGGCGACAAGGAGACCCUCGGGAAGUGUGAACAGUAUUUUUUGGAGUUGAUGAAAGUGCCUCGGGUGGAGUCAAAACUAAGAGUAUUUUCUUUCAAGAUUCAGUUCAGCUCACAGGCCUCAGAAUUCAAAAAAAGUUUAAACACAGUAAACUCUGCAUGCGAGGAGGUUCGAACUUCUGAGAAGUUCAAGGAAAUUAUGAAGAAAAUUCUUUUUCUGGGGAAUACAUUGAACCAAGGAACUGCAAGGGGUUCUGCUGUUGGGUUCAAGUUGGACAGUCUUCUGAAGCUCUCUGAUACUCGUGCUUCAACUAGUAAGAUGACACUCAUGCAUUAUCUCUGUAAGGGUCUUGCUUCCAGAUCUCCUGAACUUCUUGGUUUUCACCAGGACCUUGUCAACCUGGAACCUGCAACAAAGAUACAAUUGAAGUCUUUAGCAGAAGAAAUGCAAGCUUUAAUCAAGGGGUUAGAAAAGCUCAAGCAGGAGCUGGUGGCAUCAGAAAAUGAUGGCCCUGUUUCAGAGGUUUUUCGCAAGACAUUGAAGGAGUUCAUUACUGUUGCUGAGACUGAAGUGGCAUCUGUGACAAACCUAUAUUCUGUGGUGGGUAGAGCAGCUGAUCAACUUGCAUUAUAUUUUGGUGAGGAUCCUGCACGUUGCCCAUUUGAGCAAGUUACUGUGACUCUCUUAAACUUUGUGAGGUUGUUUAAGAAAGCACACGAAGAGAAUUGCAAACAGGCUGAAUUGGAUAAGAAGAAAGCUGAGAAGGAAGCGGAAAUGGAAAAGGCCAAGGGUGUUAACCUUACAAAAAAAGCAACAAAAUAGUGUGAAGAUUUUAGUCAUUCUACCACUGCAUGGGACAUCGAACUCCUGCCAUACAGCAGAGUUCGGCUGCAAUAUUGCUAACUAGCAGUGGCAAGGGGAAUAUUGCUUCUAGGACGACCCUGGUCAGAAUCAUUUUCUCAUUACUUGUGCCAGGAAAAGCCCUCCAAGUUGAUUUGGCUGACGGGAAAGAGGGACUACUUGCGUCCUGCAGCCUUUGAUCUAUGCAAGAAGAUUAACUGUACAUGCUUGACAAGAUGUUCAAUAGAAUGAUGGUCAACUGAUCAAUGAUGUUGGAUAUUAUACAGACCGGACUUUGGCACCGCUUUCAUUCGACAGCUCUCAAUCAUUAAUUGAGAAGCAACAGUUUCCCUACAGGUUGGAUACCAAUCAGACCUGGCCCCCUGUGGCAUCCUUCUGAGCAUAAAUUCCUGAAGUCUUGGUUCAGCCUUGGCAAUAUGGUUCCGGCUUUGAUCACUCGAGCUGCUCAGAUUCUAUGGCACCAGGGAAGAUGCCAUCGGGAUUGUAAAGUAAAGCACGCGUUCCUGCAGUACCACGAAAUCAUGUACAAAUCACUAACCCUCUCCUUAGUUUAGAAUUCAAUUCAUUUUUACUGUAACAUAAAUUAGUUCCUUUUUUCCUCGUUCCAUUGAAAUUUUGCAUAGGAUGACCCCCGUCGUGUUAGAUGUUGUAUAGGUUUCAGGCUCAGGAGACUAGAAGACUAGUGCAAUUGUAAAAUAACCAAUAGACUUAGAAACUGUUGUUCCUCACUUAUGGUUAUCGUUUAGUCAAAAGUAUACUAAUUCAUGAAAGUUCAGAAUAAUACCCGUAUGUUCAACAAUGUGCUUGCAAAAUCAAAAUUCUUUCAUCAA